AUGGACGAGUUUGAUAGAGAGUUAGAUAAUGAAUUGGAGUUUAGUCAUAAAUCCACUAAGGGGAUUAAAGUCCAUCGUACUUUUGAAAGUAUGAAACUAAAACCUGAUCUUUUAAAGGGGAUUUACGGAUAUGGGUUUGAAGCACCAUCAGCCAUUCAAUCACGGGCAAUUAUGCAAAUUAUAAGUGGUAAAGAUACUAUAGCACAAGCACAAUCAGGUACUGGUAAGACUGCCACGUUCUCCAUAGGGAUGCUUCAAGUCAUCGACACUAAAUCCCAUGAUUGCCAAGCAUUGAUCUUGUCUCCUACAAGGGAAUUGGCGGUGCAGAUCGAAAAUGUUGUUAAACAUUUGGGUGACUAUAUGAAUAUUCAUACUCAUGCAUUAAUUGGUGGAAUUAAUGUGGGACAAGAUGUGAAAAAAUUACAAACUAGCCAACCACAAAUAGUCAGUGGAACUCCUGGUCGUGUACUUGAUGUGCUCAAAAGAAGAAACCUAUCUCCCCGACAUAUCAAGAUAUUGAUUCUUGAUGAAGCGGAUGAAUUAUUUACAAAGGGGUUUAAAGAACAAAUUUAUGAAAUUUAUAAGCAGCUACCACCUGGGGCUCAAGUGGUUGUGGUAAGUGCAACACUUUCACCAGAAGUGUUGGAAAUGACAAACAAGUUUACUACUGACCCAGUAAAAAUUUUGGUUAAACGAGAUGAAAUAUCAUUGUCUGGUAUUAAACAAUACUAUGUUCAGUGUGAAAAGGAAGAAUGGAAGUUUGACACAUUGUGUGACUUGUAUGAUAAUCUAACCAUUACCCAAGCUGUGAUAUUCUGUAAUACUAAACUCAAAGUCAAUUGGCUUGUUGAGCAAAUGAGAAAGCAAAACUUUACUGUGGUUGGCAUGCAUGGAGAUAUGAAGCAAGAUGAACGAGACUCUAUUAUGAAUGAUUUCAGAACUGGCAAUUCAAGAGUGUUGAUCUCAACCGAUGUUUGGGCUAGAGGGAUUGAUGUUCAGCAGGUGUCACUUGUUAUCAACUAUGAUUUACCUACUGAUAAAGAGAACUACAUUCAUAGGAUUGGGAGAUCUGGGAGGUUUGGUAGAAAGGGAACGGCUAUCAAUUUAAUAACUAAAGCUGAUGUACAAACCCAAAAAGAGCUUGAAAAGUUUUAUUCUACAAAGAUUAAGGAAAUGCCCAUGAACAUCAAUGAUAUUAUGUAG
This is a messenger RNA of Spathaspora passalidarum NRRL Y-27907, 1203 nucleotides long. RefSeq names its product ATP-dependent RNA helicase (gene FAL1). The record is from RefSeq and is a predicted model, not a curated record. Gene Ontology annotation, molecular function: mRNA binding; ATP binding; RNA helicase activity. Bases 1 to 1203 code for a protein of 400 amino acids. NCBI's taxonomy places the organism in Eukaryota, Fungi, Ascomycota, Pichiomycetes, Serinales, Debaryomycetaceae. The transcript has a single exon. Gene Ontology annotation, cellular component: nucleolus; catalytic step 2 spliceosome.